AUGGAAUGGGCCUCAAACACGUUGGGUUGCAUUUCUGGCAGUGUGUUUUACACUAUUUCUUCUGGUUUCGUAUUGUCGGUUGGCAACACUGAUCAAAAGACCAGUUCAUUGCUUGGACUUCCAGAGGAAAAGUGGAAUAGCUUUGACUCAGUGGUGAAAUUUUCUCCAACCUUAGAGUUUCCAAAUGGAACGGAAGUAAUAUGGCAAAUACCAGAUUCGCCUAAAGCACUUCUUUUUCUGGCUCAUGGUUGCUGAGGUAGAGCUCUAUAUUUUUGGGAUAAAUCUUCUCACUGCCCUGACUGCAUUGGUUUGCCAGAGGAACGGCUAAUUGCUCUUCAUGCUCUUGCCCGAAAGUUUGCUGUCCUUACUAUAUCAAGUGCAGGGACAUGCGGGGCUAUGGGGAAGGAGAUAAUUGUUGUCAAGGAUAUCAUCAGAUGGUGGGUUGAGAAAAACAAGCUUGAAAAGCUUCCUCUUGUUGCUAAGGGGGCCUCUUCUGGGAGAUACUUUGUUUCUGUGCUUGCCACUGUGUUGAAGUUCAAUAGUAUUGCAAUCAUGAUUGCUGAAGGGGUGUUUGAUCAAAUGAAAAUCGAGAGCUACCCCCCUACACUUUUCAUGCACAUGCCCAAAGAUAUAGUUAGGCAGAAAAAGAUAGACAAGCACAUGAAAAUUUUGAAAAAAGAAGGUGUUGAUGUUGCAGAGAUUGAAUGCAUGGAGUUCCCCUUGUCGCCACAUUUGUUAGCUGAUAGAAUCCCAGGUCUUGAUCAGUGUUCUGCUAAGUUGUUUGAACUCUUCCGGAAAAAGGGUUUUAUCGAUGAGAACGGAUAUAUGAAGAAUGAUGGUCGUAAAACACGUUGGAAAGAAGCUGUCAGAGAGAGUAAAAUUGUUUCUCUAGACGACCAUCUGACCCAUUAUAUCCAGGAGGAGUUAAAUCUUGCAUUUGCGUAUCAUGAAAUGGCUAGCUUGCACGCUGACAGGAUGUUUAAAUGGUUUGAAUCUCAUAUGAAGUAACUGCUUGUCAAA
Malus domestica (apple) is the source of this 1020-nucleotide messenger RNA. RefSeq lists its product as uncharacterized. Lineage: Eukaryota; Viridiplantae; Streptophyta; Magnoliopsida; Rosales; Rosaceae. The record is from RefSeq and is a predicted model, not a curated record.